GUGUGUAACAAAACGAUAAAUUUCAACACAGCAAAAUGGGGAACGUAUUCGCUAAUCUGUUCAAAGGAUUGUUCGGCAAAAAGGAGAUGAGAAUUCUGAUGGUCGGAUUGGACGCUGCCGGUAAAACCACGAUCCUGUAUAAACUAAAAUUAGGUGAAAUUGUUACAACGAUUCCUACAAUUGGUUUCAACGUCGAGACUGUAGAGUAUAAAAACAUUAGUUUUACGGUUUGGGAUGUGGGCGGUCAGGAUAAGAUUCGGCCCCUCUGGAGGCAUUACUUCCAAAACACACAAGGACUUAUCUUCGUGGUCGAUAGUAACGACAGAGAGCGUAUCGGUGAGGCCCGGGAAGAACUGAUGCGAAUGCUGGCCGAGGAUGAGCUCAGAGAUGCUGUUCUACUGAUAUUCGCAAACAAACAGGAUCUACCAAACGCAAUGAACGCGGCAGAAAUCACCGACAAGCUAGGACUACACUCGCUACGAAACCGCAACUGGUACAUUCAGGCAACCUGUGCAACUAGCGGCGACGGACUGUACGAAGGACUCGACUGGCUUUCCAACCAGCUGAAAAAUGCGAACCGUUAAGUA
Molecule: messenger RNA, 587 nt
Organism: Anopheles maculipalpis
Lineage: Eukaryota; Metazoa; Arthropoda; Insecta; Diptera; Culicidae
Gene: Arf79F
Product: ADP-ribosylation factor 1
Exons: 4
Coding region: 36-584 (182 amino acids)
Biological process (GO): vesicle-mediated transport; intracellular protein transport
Cellular component (GO): cytoplasm; plasma membrane
Molecular function (GO): GTP binding; GTPase activity
Source: RefSeq, a predicted model, not a curated record